This is a messenger RNA of Plasmopara halstedii, 656 nucleotides long. RefSeq lists its product as uncharacterized. Lineage: Eukaryota; Oomycota; Peronosporomycetes; Peronosporales; Peronosporaceae. The record is from RefSeq and is a predicted model, not a curated record. The coding region runs from base 259 to 540 and encodes 93 amino acids. The transcript has a single exon.
CCAAACGUAAAGCAUUCCAUGUGAUAUUCCAUUUCUUUGUUUAUUAUCGGUGAGCUCGUGAUCACUCAAUAUAUUGACAUUGAUGGUUCAUCAUAUGCACUGGCUUCGCAUUACAACUAAGGAACAACGGAUCACACAGGGCACAGAUAUUUGGCCCCGUCAUAAACGUCACAUCUACAAGUUCUACGGUGCCGUCCCAAAAUGUUUGAAGACAUUUGAAAACAUUCACAGCAAGACUAUGGUUUAGUUUUUUAAGAAAUGAAAAAAACCAUUGCGUCGCGUAAAACGCUUCAAAAUAUGUCAUUGGCCGCGCAUUACAGCAACCUGGUGAGAGAGAAAACUGAUCAUGUUCCAGAUGGCGGAAAAAUGUUUGUUACGGGAGACUGCACCGUCUAUUGCGAUGAAGUAUGUACUGUUGAAAUUCCAAGUGCAUCUCUGAGCUUUAAGCACUACAUGGGCUUUACAGACUGCGCGUGUUUGAUUUCAGCCUUACAUACGUCACAUUUAUCACAUGUAAAGCCAUUCGUUGCAAUGUUUUGAGUAUAUCAGUUUCAGGAUUAACAACAAGCUCAGCAAGCCUAAAUUGCUCCCCAAUGUUUUACCGCGUAGAUCUGUCUCUGAGCUGGCAUACAUACUAAAUUCACGAUGAAUCUCAG